Psammomys obesus (fat sand rat) is the source of this 9373-nucleotide messenger RNA. RefSeq names its product ADAM metallopeptidase domain 22 (gene Adam22). The transcript has 32 exons. NCBI's taxonomy places the organism in Eukaryota, Metazoa, Chordata, Mammalia, Rodentia, Muridae. Gene Ontology annotation, molecular function: metalloendopeptidase activity. The coding region runs from base 257 to 3169 and encodes 970 amino acids. Gene Ontology annotation, cellular component: postsynaptic density membrane. The record is from RefSeq and is a predicted model, not a curated record. Gene Ontology annotation, biological process: proteolysis.
CGCGCCCCGCCGCGCUGGCCGCCCGCCCCGGCCUCCGCCUGGGGGAUGAGGUGGGAGGCGCUAGGAGCCACUUAGCUACUGCCCGGCGCCCGAUGCGGCACUUGCUCGCUGCCCCCGCCACCGAAGCGCCCGCCGGGCACAAUGCAGCACUGAGGCGGCGGCGGCUGCGGCUGCGGCAGCGGCAGCGGCGCGGGCUGGGAAGGGGCGGCCGGGAGCCGGAGCCCAAGCCCGAGCCCGAGCCCGAGCCCGGGGCACCAUGCGUGCAGCGGCGGCCGCGUCCUUCUGGAUGCUCUGCGUCUUGGGGACCUGGCCCCUGGCGCGCUGCGGUCAGGCAGGAGACGCCUCACUGAGGGAACUGGAGAGGGGGGACGAAAACCGCUUCCUGGAGCGCCAGAGCAUCGUGCCACUGCGCCUCAUCUACCGCUCGGGCGGCGAGGACGAAACUCAGCACGACCAGCUCAACACGCGGGUGCGGGGCGACCCUGGCGGCCGGCAGCUGACUCAUGUGGACAAGGCGAGCUUCCAGGUGGAUGCCUUCGGCACGGCGUUCGUUCUUGAUGUCCGGCUGAACCAUGAGUUGCUGUCCUCUGGCUAUGUGGAGAGACACAUUGAACAUGGAGGCAAGGUUGUGGAAAACAAAGGAGGAGAGCACUGCUACUACCAGGGCCAGAUCCGAGGAAACCCUGCCUCAUUUGUUGCCCUGUCAACAUGCCAUGGACUCCAUGGGAUGUUCUAUGAUGGGAACCACACAUAUCUCAUUGAGCCAGAAGAAAAUGAGACCUCCCAGGAGGAGUCUCGUUUUCACUCGGUCUACAAAUCCAGACUGUUUGAAUUUCCCUUGGAUGACCUUCCAUCUGAAUUUCAGCAAGUAAAUAUCACUCCCCCAAAAUUUAUUUUGAAGCCAAGACUAAAGCGGAGUAAACGACAGCUUCUUCGAUUUCCUCGUAACGUAGAGGAGGAAACCAAAUAUAUUGAAUUAAUGAUUGUGAAUGAUCAUCUCAUGUUUAAAAAGCAUCGCCUUUCGGUUGUUCAUACAAACACCUAUGCCAAGUCUGUGGUGAACAUGGCGGAUAUGAUCUAUAAAGACCAACUUAAGACUAGGAUAGUAUUGGUUGCCAUGGAGACCUGGGCUGCUGACAACAAGUUUGCCAUAUCUGAAAACCCACUGGUCACCCUUCGUGAAUUUAUGAAAUACAGGAGGGAUUUUAUCAAGGAGAAGAGUGAUGCCGUUCAUCUUUUCUCGGGCAGUCAAUUUGAGAGUAGCCGGAGCGGGGCGGCUUAUAUUGGUGGGAUUUGCUCGCUGCUGAGAGGAGGAGGCGUGAAUGAAUUUGGAAAAACCGAUUUAAUGGCAGUUACGCUUGCUCAGUCAUUAGCCCACAAUAUUGGUAUAAUCUCAGACAAGAGGAAGUUAGCGAGUGGUGAGUGUAAAUGUGAGGACACGUGGUCCGGGUGCAUCAUGGGAGACACCGGCUACUAUCUCCCUAAAAAGUUCACUCAGUGCAAUGUGGAGGAGUAUCAUGACUUCCUGAAUAGUGGUGGAGGUGCCUGCCUGUUCAACAAGCCUUCCAAGCUUCUUGAUCCUCCUGAGUGUGGGAAUGGCUUCAUUGAAACUGGAGAGGAGUGUGAUUGUGGCACCACUGCUGAAUGUGCCCUUGAAGGAGCAGAGUGUUGUAAGAAAUGCACCUUGACCCAGGACUCUCAAUGCAGUGAUGGCCUCUGUUGUAAAAAGUGCAAGUUUCAGCCCUUGGGAACUGUGUGUCGAGAAGCAGUGAAUGACUGUGAUAUUCGUGAAAUAUGUUCAGGAAAUUCAAGCCAGUGUGCUCCCAAUGUGCAUAAAAUGGAUGGAUAUUCCUGUGAUGGUACUCAGGGAAUUUGCUUUGGAGGAAGGUGUAAAACCAGAGAUAGACAAUGCAAAUACGUCUGGGGACAAAAGGUGACAGCAUCCGACAGGUAUUGCUACGAGAAACUGAAUAUCGAGGGGACCGAGAAGGGUAACUGCGGGAAAGACAAAGACACGUGGAUACAGUGCAACAAACGGGAUGUGCUUUGUGGUUACCUUUUAUGUACAAAUAUUGGCAAUAUCCCAAGGCUUGGAGAGCUUGACGGUGAAAUCACAUCUACAUUAGUUAUGCAGCAAGGAAGGACAUUAAACUGCAGUGGGGGGCAUGUUAAGCUUGAAGAAGACGUGGACCUUGGCUAUGUGGAAGAUGGGACGCCCUGUGGCCCAGAGAUGAUGUGCUUGGAACACAGGUGUCUUCCUGUGGCUUCCUUCAACUUCAGCACUUGCUCAAGCAGUAAAGCAGGCACUGUUUGUUCUGGAAAUGGAGUUUGCAGCAAUGAGCUCAAGUGCGUGUGCAACAGGCACUGGACGGGUGCUGACUGUAGCACUCACUUUCCUCACAAUGAUGAUGCAGAGACCGGCAUCACCCUGUCUGGCAAUGGUGUUGCUGGCACUAAUAUCAUAAUAGGAAUAAUUGCUGGCACCAUUUUAGUGCUGGCCCUCAUAUUAGGAAUAACUGCCUGGGGUUAUAAAAACUAUCGAGAACAGAGACAGUUACCCCAGGGAGAUUAUGUAAAAAAGCCUGGAGAUGGCGACUCUUUUUAUAGCGACAUUCCUCCUGGAGUCAGCACAAACUCAGCAUCUAGUUCUAAGAAGAGGUCUGCUUUUUUGUCGCAUUUUCAGAUCUCCACCUGUUCCAUCACACAUUAUUCCAUUAGUCAGAACAUUUCAUUAUUUUGCAGCAGGUCAAAUGGGCUCUCUCAUUCCUGGAGCGAAAGGAUUCCGGACACAAAACAUAUCUCAGACAUCUGUGAAAAUGGGAGACCUCGAAGUAACUCCUGGCAAGGUAACGUGGGAGGCAACAAAAAGAAAAUCAGAGGAAAAAGAUUUAGACCUCGAUCUAAUUCAACUGAGAGGGAGCCCCAAGCACCUGAGCCUGGGCACUCCCUCGCCCAGACAAUCCCAUCCCAAGGCAUAAGCCCAGGGGGCUCUGACAGCCCCCAGACAGGGAGUCUGGAUCACAGGACCCUGUCUCCUGCCAAGUCUCCUUCUUCAUCAACUGGGUCUAUUGCCUCCAGCAGAAAAUACCCAUACCCGAUGCCUCCACUUCCUGAUGAGGAGAAGACAGUGAACCGACAGAGUGCCAGGCUAUGGGAGACAUCCAUUUAAGAACACUGUUUACAUGCGACACAUCGAAACUGUUUACUUUUAUAGACACCCUGCCACCCACAGUCACUGCAAGACUUAUCUGCUCUUCUGACGACCGAAGACCCUCUGAGACCCCAGAGGAGAGGAAGCCACGGGUCAUACCUGGAUUGCUGUUCUCUUUCUGUCAUUGGCUUAAGGUUUAACCAAAUGGUGGAAAGAACUACUGGAGUGUUACACUACAGCAUGGGACUGUUUAUGGUCUGGUUUCGGUAUGCUCAUGGAUAAUCCGCAUGACAGAUAUGUGUAGAAUAUCAAUAAAAUUAACUCACAUGACCCAGAUUAGCAGGUUUCCCGGAGGGACAGAAGUGGAUUCAGAACUGGGCAUUCUGAAACACAUCCUCAUUGCAAACAGCAAUGCCACAUGCAUGAAGCUUCUGUUUAUUGUUUUCCAUAUGCAAGGAAACAACAUCCUAUAAUAGAAACUAGCAUGCUGGGCCAAGGCAUAUAGGAUUUCUCUGCAGGACUGCCAGGCUGUAAAGCUUCGAGAGGCCAAUAUCCCAUGUGCUAUCUUUAAACUUGUAUUUUUAUUUUUAUUUUUAUUUUUUACUUUUCAUAUUUAUAUUAGCAUACAAGGACAACUGUACAUAUGUAAACAUUUUUAAAACUUAAAAGGUAACUGUUACACAUAAGUGUAUUUUGCCAAAUGCCUAAAAACAGUCAGUCACAAUUCUGUCAUUGUCCUCCAUCCUACAGUCUUCAGAGUGUAAGUGGAUGAUGCGCUGCAGUGGUCAGUGCUGUAAAAGGAGCUCUCCAUAACUGGUGUUUGUCUAAAACGGGUGAUUUCCCUUUAGAGUGUGUACAGAGGAGGUGUUACUGAGUGAGGGACCAGACUGCUCAAACCUCUGGCCUCUGCAUCGUGCUGAUGGUGGACUCCAGAUGGGCAGUAGCCAUGUAGCUUCAGGCCACCCUGGAGCUGACAGGCUCUCUGGGAAUCUGCCAACGCGUGUCCUCCACAUCCGAGACACAUGGUGCCUGCCACAGUUGCUGUCCCCAGGACCAGGGCAUAUCAGCUACUCUCACUCCAGAAAAUGUCUUGCCGAGGUUGACCAGAUGCACCAAAGACAUGGACCACAGUGUGCGUAGCUCCCACCCAGGCAAUGCCUGGUCUGAGGUCUGGGUCCCUUGACAAAAUCCUUUCAGCUAUUAUCUCUGAGGGGAAUGACCUGUGUUCACAACUUUAACACAUUUUCGUCACUGGAAUGUAAGUCCCAGUGGUCAUUCUGGCUGAGUUUGAACAAGGUGGCCAAUGGAAGCCUCAACAGGGCACACAAGAUUAAAUAAAGCCUAUGGCUACGUGGAUGCAGUAACUGCAGAGGUAACCAUUUUCCUACCGAGGAAAAGAGUUUUGAGCCCUUUACAUUUUGAUCCGCAAAUAAAUUAGUGCUCUAUGUGAAAUCUUGGAUCUCACUUAAAAUGAAAAAUUAACAGCUGUUUUAAUGCAAUUUUAUCAUUCCAAAAGAAAGCUACUCUAGUGAGAUCCAGAAUCAAUAGGGUCAGUUGUGUGGCCUGCUGUGAAAUACAUUUCUGAUUUCCCCUUUUCCUUGGUGUUUCAUGUGAGGGAUGGAGUCAUCAGACAAAAACUCGGAAAUCUACUCUACAUUUGAUUUUGUCCAGAAGUGUCCAGGGACACAGUUUGUUUUAUCUCCGUGAGAAUUGUCUUAGAUGCCCAGACUGAAGGCGGCGGUAUACUCAGUUCGUGUCUCUUGCAAUGGUCCACUUCCUUGGAAACAACCGGAAGGUGUUAGGGAGCCAAUUCAAUCACACAGAAUUAUACAGUGAAAAAACAGCAUGACAGGAAAGGAUAUAGCUUUCUGAUGGCUUAGUAAAACGGUCUCAGACAAAGGCAUGGGUGUUAAACAAUGUCUCCACCAGCUUAAGGAAAGGACAGAAGGGCAGACUGGUGGCAGGUGAAAAGAUGUAGAAAAUGAAGUGACUUUUGAACAAGAUCACUUUAAGUGUGCACUGAAUGUUUGCUGGUAUUGAGUGUAUAAAAGGCUAAUAUAAUAUAAGGUUUAUUUUGACUACGAAGAAGUUUAUAGCUUUGAAGGGAAGGUGCCUCCUGUAAAUGUACUUUGUAGUUAUAGUUAUGUACGUAAGCCCUAGCUUGAAAGAAUUCACACAUGGCUAGCUAGUGAGCUCAUUAUCUGUCUACCUACCAGUCUUUCCUCACCUUCUCAAUUAUUUUUACCCGGAGUCAUUGUAUUGAAAAUCAUUAUCACGUGCCUUUUGGGAGAAUCGGUUGCUCUGGUUUGUAAUCAUCUUCAUAUGAAACUGGAUGAAAAGGUUUUGCUUCACAUGCAGAGUGAUUUUAGAAAAAUAAUAGGUUUAAUGUUAUAGUCUGGGUAUCUAUCUCUCAUGUUUCAGCAUUCUUUGAAUUGUUUUUGGAAUUAACAAACUUUUCAUCUUGAUGGAUAGCUUCAAGAAGUAUGUAUCGGAGGAUUUAAAAUUGGUGUUGUAGAAUCAUCUUUGUUUGAUUUCAUUAUUUCAGGUAGACAGAAUAGACUCAUGGAAUCAAGUCCAAGCACACUGGUUAUACCUUUUUUUAAAUGUCUAUUUUGAAGAGGAACUUUGAAGCUCCAUAGUAAUUUGACUCAUGCAACUAAUAUUCAUACUUCCCAGUCUGCUGUGGGAUCAUUAUUAUACAGAGAAGGGCAGUAAUGUCUUCACUCGGUGCCAUUUCUCUCUCGGAUAAUGGCAUCAGUGGGGCUGCAGAUAGCCCAGAUGUGUGCGGUGUUCCACUCAGCAGGUCAUUUCCAUUCCCACGAGGAGUAGCGUUCAGUCUUCCCAUAUGUGACCAGGGAGGCCUGCAGUAACAGAACCCUUAAGGAAUGGACUGGCCAGGCUUACUCUCCCCAGCCUCUUUCCUUAGAUGGGAAAUCCUCCUCCAGAGCCAGCAAGCUAGAAAAUACCUGCCAGUCGCGUGCAGUCUGCAGAAAGGGGGAGAUGAGCGCCGCUUAGUUGGUGCAGCAUGAAGAUUCUCAGUGUUCUGCAGGGGCUGGAUUUGAAGAACAAAGACCGAAUGCCCCAGCGGCUUACUUAGAUGCUAACUGAGGAGUUGCCCAUCUUUAGAGUUACUCUACAAAAGCAUUGCCUGGGACAGAAAACAGGGCUUGAGAUGCCUUCUUUGCGGGUAGAAGGGGGCGCUUACUUUCAUGAUGCGGUUUCUUUUCCUUCUUGUUUCAUCACAGGGAUUUAAAGUAGUGUUUGCACAGGUCAGUCCAGUGUCGGCUUAUAGAUGAAAGAUUGAUGGCAUGUGUAAAUAAACCACCCUGAAGAUAAAAUUGUUCUCCACCCUCCCGGGGGUGGGAGGUAGGGCCGCUCUGCAUGCCAGGACAGUUCCACGUGCCUUUCUGCUGUUGCAUAUCUGCAUGACUUCAUCCUGUCCAUUUGCUCUAGACCUUCUGUAGCUCCUUUACCUGUUGCCAUUUUCAGAUUUUGUUCUUUUUAUUGUUGUUGUUGUUAGCUUUGAGCCAUGGAGAGUGUGAUAUUUCUACUCGCUUCUUUUAGGAUUUCAGAGCCCAGUUGGUUCAUUCCUUCAUUUUACUCUGUCAGUUUUCUAUUGUCAUACUGGUUUACAGUACUUUAGAUAUACCCUUGUAUUUCAGUAUAGUAAGUCCUUAUCUAAAGGUAAGAUUAUUUCUAUCUUACUUAAAUGUAAAGGAAAAGAAGGCUGUUUGGCAGGUUGUAGUACAUGAAGAGGGGAACGGAGUUUGGAACUGAUGGGAAGGAGAAGCAAGACACCUGUCCACACAGCCACACGGGGCACCACUGGCUGCUGCUGCUGGAUGCCACGCAGGGAGCAUUCUCUAAAGGUCUGGCCAGUGGCAAGCUGGCUUGAGCACUAAGACAAUUGGACUCCCGUCAGCAGCACAUUUUUCACUAUUUAUGUUCCUAAUUGUCUAUUUUUUUUAAAACUUUUUUCUUCUAUAACUGCCUCCUGCUUUCCCCCUGAAAUAUAAAGCCAAGAUGAAUUUUUCAUUCUCAUUCAGUAGCUUUGUAUAAAAAGGUGACAUUUCUGUGGAAGAGGGCUUAAUUAAGGACUUGAAUACUUAUUUUUCUCCUGAUAAGACAACUCUGAUUUCAGAGGCAGGGUCUUUUUUUUUCCUCUGGGCGCCAGAGAGCUAGGGAUCGGGGUAAACAGCUUCUCCUUUGAUGUACUGUAAAGAAUUCAGUUGACAUUUGUGAGAAUUGGCUGAGGUGGCAGCCCAUCUGGCUGUGUGUGAGCAGCAUGUUGCUCAAGUGUCCUGGCUGGUCUCGGUUGGCGCUUGCUUAUAGCAAUAUGCUCUGUGGGCCAGGCACUUCCAGUUCUAAGAGGUUUCCUACCGCUCCUGUAGGCACAAAACAAAAUUGCCCCAGACUUGGAGAGCAGAAGGUAGUAUUUCCAUUCCUGUUUUAGUUAUGGUUUGGGCAGUCCUUCACCAUGGGCCUCCUAGAGUCAGUAAGCAGAAAAUCAAAACGUAAAGACCAUCGUCAGGUGUGCCUCUGCCCUUCAUAUCCUUGGCCUUAGAUCUUAACGGAUUUGAUGGCUAUGUUUAAAACCUUCCUGCUUCCCCAGCAUCUGCAGUGCUCUUCUUCUCGAUUAGAAACAUCCCUUAUCACACAGGCCAGGGCCUUUUUUGUCUUAAAAUAAAAAUUGGAAAGACCAUAGGCGUAGGGUGGGAGAGGUUAUCUUUCAUUUCCUUUUGACGUGCUGGUUUGAUUGUGCACCUUGCAAAGUCAUGAUGGGUCUCAGGGUAUAAAUCUCAGGAAGGGAAUAAGCGGCCGAGAGUUUUGAGAGAUCCUGGGCCAGUUAGUCCCAGCAUACGAGCACAGUAGACAUCCACAUGAAGCACACAGAGGAGCUCAAGACAGUCAUGGGUAUGGAGGGGAGACCUGGCGCCAGGGCAGAGCUACGUGCUUUGCAGCUCUCUGCAACGUUACCUUUUGAAGUAGUUUACUGUCCAGUGCUGUGUCCCAUGCAUUGUUCAUAGACCUCAUCAUACCGGGAGGGUCUGCAGAAGCAGCCGGCGUGUUGAACGCAGGCAGCUCCUGGAAUCAAAUCCAAGUAAAAUGUACGUUAUUCUGUCUCAUUUUACGAAAGGGCAUCCCGAGAGAUGAAGCGACCUUGUCAGCGUACACAAGGGCAUCAGUUUCUGCAUUUGUGAACAAAGGCUGGUCUCCCCGAAAUGGAUGAAGGUGCACGUAUAUGCUCUCUGCAUUCAACUUAUGACAUUUCAGUACAUGAUUUGUUUUGAUGGUUGAGUUUUAAAAUAUUGCAAAUGUCCCAAAUCUUUAAAUAUAGCGGUGCUAAGUUUUAUCAGAUAACACAGCACAGAAAGUGCUGAAACGAAUUCAGACACUUAGGAGUAACACAAGGGUUCCUGGUAAAUUACACCUGUGUAUCACUGCCUGAUUUGAAAACCCCACUUUUCCUUUCUAAUCCAGCACAAUAUCAAACUGUGAUUCUCUAACUCUAUGACUCGCCUUUUUAAUGGCUACAGAUAACCCAACACCUUUUUUUUUUAUUAUUAUUAUUAAUAGAAAACUUUUUUUUCUUUAACACUAACUGCAAAGUGCUUAGCAAAACAUUCCUUCUGGAUAACAGAGCAUUCUUCUUCUCCCAUCUCUAACUUGCUGGGAGAUUUGCCCCUCCAGACUAGCAUUUCCAAAAGACAGUUUCCAGAAACCAAAGCAGUCCAUUACGUCUCUGCCAGUGUUUCCCACGUUCACGGCCUCCGGAGGGCGAGGCCCACCUGCAGAUGACAGCAGCCACCCCCCACGGGGACGUGUUAAUAGGAUCAGUGUGGUUCACUUUGGGUAACCCGGUACUCGUGUGUAUAUACAUAGAUUUGCAUCAUUCAAACCUCCCCUCUGGUACUCCGCACGCAGGUUCUUAGGCUAUUUCAAAACUCACUGGGUUUAGGUAAAACACCAACAGAAAUGGAAUGGUGAUUGCUUUCCUGAGCAAGCGUGAUUUGUUUUAUGGCCGUUCAAGUUAUAAAGUUGUUCUCAUAUUGUAGGUAAAUCUUGCUGUUUUUAAAAGGUCACUGUAACUCGAGAUUUAAAUUUCUGGCACAAUUUUAUUAGUGUUCACUUCUGAAGCUAAUAAGACUACAGAGUUUUCUAUGUUACUCUCAUUGUAACAUCGAUAAAAGUGACUUUCAAUAAAAGAUUUAUGUUAUUUUG